Molecule: messenger RNA, 2412 nt
Organism: Penicillium oxalicum
Lineage: Eukaryota; Fungi; Ascomycota; Eurotiomycetes; Eurotiales; Aspergillaceae
Product: leucine-rich repeat domain-containing protein
Exons: 2
Coding region: 1-2412 (803 amino acids)
Cellular component (GO): cytoplasm
Molecular function (GO): protein kinase binding
Source: RefSeq, a predicted model, not a curated record
AUGGAGAAGCUGAAUUCUGAAGAUGGCCAGCUUUUUAUCAAAAACCUAGCCAGUUUUGUCCGAACACACGAAAAGGCGCUUGCGAAUGCUUUGCAGCUUCGGCGCCAGUCUAAAAAUGCCAUCGCCCCUCAGUCCCCGACCAGCCCGACGAGCGCCAAUACCUCCUUCACCUCCACCUCCCUCACCUUGGCGGCUGCCUUGUCCUUUGGCGCGCUGAAAUUCACCUCGCAAAACAUCAAACCCGCAAAGUUGACCCUCACGCCUCAUCAUCUUUUCUACCUCCUCUCCUGUUUCGAGGACUUGUCUAUCGCCGUCGGGCCCAUGAAUGUCCGACUUGAGAACAUCAACACCGAGGUCUCCCAGUCAUACGUGUCCUUCUUGAACAAACCACAGCGAUCCAAGGGCGAUGGGGCAUCGAUCCAUUCCGUUUCCAGCGUUCGCAGUGUGAUGUCUGGCAUGAGUGGCCUCUGGUCCUCCUUUGGCCUCGGCUCUAAGGACUCCAUCUCCAAAUCCGACAAGGCCAAAGUGGCCCUCGAAGCCGACCUGAAGUACCUCUAUUCAGCCUUCACCAAAAUUCCCUGCCUUCGCUUGGCUCCGGAUCACCGCGCCCGGCUGAUUCGAGGAUAUGAAGAGUUCCCUUUCGAUACCGCGGUACCUCUGCACGCGUUUAAGAAUUUGAGCGCCCUGGAAAUCAUUGACAUUGACUAUCGCUCGUUCUACGGCUGGGAUCGCUUGUCGGAGCAGCUACGUACAUUGACCAUCAAGCGAGGGCACUUGGAAGAUCCGGCGGAUUUGUUGACCCGCAUCGUGCUGGAUGAUGUUGAUAAGCGACGUCGUCGUUCGGCCAAGUCGCAACAGUCACCACCCUUGGGCUGGACCAGCAGUAUGGGACCACCCCCAAUGUCCGCUUCGGACCAGACUUCCAUCUCGGCGCCUGGCUCCCCGGUUGCUGAGAAUGCCCUUGCGAGUAGCGCCAGCCCGAAGGCUGUCCCCAUGAUGCGAGCGGGCUCCGAGGGUUCCCGCGUCCGGUACCGUGCCGACAGCGUCUCUCCCACUCGGCCUUCCACCAAGCACAGUCACCACCGUCACAACCGUGGCCAGUCAUCUCGGAUCCGUCGCACAGGCUCGGGCAGCUCCAACUCGAGUGAUGCAUCCGGCGGUGCCCACUCUCACUCCAGUGUCCUUCCUCCCUCAAAGUGGCGCUUCCUCCGCCAUCUGGGGCUGCCGGAUAACUCCUUGACUUCCAUCUCGGCUGCCAGCCUGGCGCCCGUGGCCAACACCCUAAACUCCCUCGAUCUCUCUUCAAACCUGCUGACAGAGGUACCCGACAGCCUGUCGACCUUGGUGGCCCUGCGGGCGCUCAAUUUGUCCCAUUGCAUGAUCGAGUCAUUGCACUCCCUCACUCGCAGUCCACUUCCUGCCAUCACCGCUCUCAACUUGCGGGGCAACCGACUGCGCUCGCUGGCUGGCAUUGAGCGUUUGCUGUCUUUGGAACGCUUGGAUCUCCGUGACAACGACUUGAUGGAUCCGACGGAAUUGGCGCGACUGACCAGUCUCCCUGAGAUACGGGAGAUCUGGGUCUCCGGAAACCCCUUCGUCAAGACCCACUCCAACUACCGCAUCGUCAUCAUGAAUCUUUUCCGGCGCACACCGGGCUACUCGGAGGAUAUCGUGAUUGACGGCCGUGGUCCGGGAUACACCGAGCGGAAGCAGCUGGUCGAGCGUGUCGCCGAGCCCGAAGGCGCUCCCGUUGUCCGCUCAAGCGCCGCUGACCAGUCUGCCAUUGUGCAAAAGCCCACUCAGACGGUUUCGCCUGUGGAUUUGCCGCCACCGGUGCCUCCGAAAGAUGGCCCGGGCUCCCCUGACACUGGAAUGCACCCAGAGGGGGGAAGUGGGACUCACCGGCGCAAGAAAGCCCAGCGACGUCGCAUCGUCGACCUUUCGACUGAUAGUCCCUUCGUUGCCGACGGUCUUGGUCACCCGGGCCCUGCAAUCCCUGCCCCUCUACCCGUGCAGCAGAUUGCCAAUCCCGCGGACCGCACCGUUGUGCCCCCGUAUGAGCAUCAAUUGCAAUUGGACAGUGGUACCCCAUCGGGUUCCUCCAGCAUCCAAAGCCCAGUCAAGCAAGCGCCAUUCCCGAGCUCUCACACUAAUGCAUUGCCACUCAUCGCCUCUGGCAAAGAUUGGGCCUUGGAUCAGGAACUGUGCCGGCAGCAAUUGGAAGCUCUGCGUCAAGAAGUUGGCCACAGUUGGAUUUCCGUCCUGGGUGACCAUCCCUGGGACAACGCACAGAAAGAUGGUGGUCCUCACCAUCUGCCCGGCGUAGGGUUGGAUCAUCCCGUGCUUUCACCCACGCCCCUUUGUGUCAAUGGCCGCGCGAUUCUGAGCGGAGGCCACGCCUUGAGCGGUUGA